AUGAACGGCCAGGCCGGUACGUGAUGCAUAGCGAGGACAGGGUAGGUUCGGGUCUGUAGAACUGGUUGAGUGAUGAGACUGUUAGCCGCGGUCAUACUGGUAGAUGGGACGUUGUAAGCGUUGAGGAUAGAAGUGUUGUCGUGCACGUAAGAUGUGUUUAGGAUAUCGAUAAUGCGGUAAACUCCGCUUUGGAGGGUGUACACUUGGCCAAAUAGACUCAUGCGAUGAGUGAGUGUGCGUGUACUGAGCGGGCAGACGAGGUGGGUGCAUGUCGGAGUUCUAGGCACUGGUGUACUGGUCAUGGUACGGUAUAUUUGCAAGUGACCGACCAGACCGCUGUGUAAAGUGAAUAUGCGAUCACAACGAGGACAGGUUGAGACCAAGUUCAUAUCUGUGGAGGUGGGGUUGGUGUUGAUGGCUGACGGGCGUCAGGAGCAUUUCGGUCGGCGACAGGAGUAGUAGACAUGGUAAUCUUCGUUGUUACCGUGCUGAUUGUGGAAGAGAUGAUGGAGGUGGCAUGGUCGACGUUGGUGGGACACAGGAAUUCGGAGCAACUGUGAUUAGGGUCGACGCCGUCCUGAUUGGUGUGGGGCAGUCGUGGAGGCAGCAGUUGGGGUAGUCUAGCUGUCCGGACAAACGGCUUAGCUCGUAAAUAACGAUGCACAAACGGGCAGUCUGGAGAGACGUCCCAUCGUUUCAGGUCUUUGCUCACAACCUGGUGGAAGGCCACGAAUUCAAUUUUGCGACCACUCGGAUAAUGGCGCGAGACAGUUAUAACACAAGAUGAGAACGCCUGAAGUCAUGGGUGUCUGACAACAACUCCAUCAACAGACGCGUCGAUAUGCCCCCUGCUAUUGCGCACUCUAAGUGGGGAGACCCGGUUCCCAGACAAGGGUUCACGCAGUUACGCCACCUUGAGAAGGCGUGGAUUCAGGGUCCGUUUUCCAAGCUCGACGAACUGAGACUACAGGUGGCCAAUAGGUCUCCCGACGUUAGAGCAAUAACAGAAACGUGGCUGUCACCGAACGUAGGUGGUUGAGAUGUAGAACGGUCAAGAUACCAAUUGUUUAGGAGAGACAGGAGUGAUCGCCAGGGCAACGGAAUUGCCAUGUAUUCAAAGAGCGACUUAACAGUAUUUGAAGGGACCGACAAGAUUGCAAAUGACACAGCGGCCAGUUCGCUGACAAUAAAGUCGCGAGUUUGUAGUCCCUCAAAGUCAUAACUAUCUACCGACCUCUACGGACGGACCCCGACGCAGAUGUAGGAAUUCAAGGAACAAUUUGUAAAUUGAUCAGGAGUUUUCUGUCCUCCAGAGUACAAGGAAUCGUCAUUGGUAACUGUAAAUCAGGAUAGGCAAAUGUGGAAAGUGGCGUCCCUCAGGGUUCUGUCUUGGGCCGUGUACUCUUCGUGAUUUAUGCUAAUGACUGCAUCAUCGAAGUGAAGUGCGAGGGCCUCAUGUCCGCGGAUGACAUAAAAAUAUGGAGUGAAGUCAAGUGCCAUGAUGACGCAGAGAAGUUUCAGUCGAACAUUGACAAACUGUGUACCUGGUCGAACAGAUGGCUUUUGAAGUUAAACGUGUCCAAAUGCGUAGUCUUACACCUGAACACAGGCCGCAAUGCCUCUCCCAAACACCUGUACUAUAUUGACUGGACGAGGUUAGAACCUGUGGAAAGACACAGAGAUCUGGGUGUAUGGACGAUCACAAAUCUAUCGCCAUCAGAACACUGUAGAAAGAUGGUCCAGAAGGCGACUAGUACUAUACACUGGAUCAGACGUGCAUUUAAAAUAUUUCCUCCCGAACUCUUCGAAAGACUCUUUGGUGUCUUUGUAAGACCUCAUCUAGAGUAUGGAAUGCCAGCAGCUUCACCAUGGAUGAGGAAGGAUAUCAACUUACUUGAACAGGUGCAACGCAGAGCGACAAAGAUGGUCGACGGUCUGAAACAAUUGUGUUAUCAGGAGAGGCUGAAUUUGCUUGGCUUAUUCCCUCUCUCUUAUAGACAAAUAAACUACAGUCUACUUUGGACGUUCAGUAAUGUCCGCGGCCAGAGUUGCUCAGUAAGAACGGAGGACUUCUUUGAGUUUGCCGUACAAACAAACAACGCGGACAUGCCUACAAAGUCAGGAAUGAGCGCACACGGUUGGACUGUCGAAAAUUUUCAUUCAGUCAGUGGGUUGUCCGACCGUGGAACUCGCUUCCAAGCGAGAUGGUGACGACUGACACAAUUGACAUUUUCAAAAGAAAACUUGCUCGCCUAGUUUUUAACAGAAAUCGGCUUUUAAAACAUGACUAUGCACACCCAGUUUUGUAAAACACUGUCACAUACAAUCCUUCCGCACUAAUGUGAAGUGACCUGAUGCACUUAGCUACGAUUACGAUUGAACGGUGACCCGAUCACAUUGUAAAUACCAGCGAUUUUAUUUUUGAGUACGAAUCUGCGAAAGCACUGUACAUAAAUAGGUUCAUCAAGGGUUCUGCCUGUAAUCCUCAAAAUAUAUACAUAGAUAUAUGUACAUAGGCAGCUCGCUAAGAGUGCAACAGGCCAGACGCAGACGGCUGUUUCAAGGUAUUUGCCGAUAAUCAGUACGUCAUAGGCCUUAUAAAGUGAGAUAUAUAAGCGUGUCAACUGAAGAGGCGACCUCGGGAACCAUAAAUAUAUAUGCAGAAUGGUAUUACCGCCACAGACAAGGGAGACUGGAUUGGCCAUUUCUGGCUUAUUAGCCGUCUUCAACCGGUCAUACCCAACCCCGAAGUGUGGAACACCCGCGGCUCGAACUCGCGACCUGUUAGUUAGAAGUCCACGCCUCUAACCAUUGGGUCACGAGCUCGUUUCCCUGUCGGUUUCGAUCGGGAAUAUACCAUGGUAGGGAGCGCUCACCGAUCGUUCAUAUGGCCAAAGAGGCGUAUUCAGAGGUCAUCGUACACUUUGAGAGUAACCACCCUGUCUCUCACAAACGGAGUACAGUCUACAGCCUUCUGAAUCGAGCCAAAACCCACUGCUCUGACGAAACAAGUUAUCGAGCAGAAAUGAAAUACCUCUACAAACUGUUCUCCCAAAAUGGGUACCCGCAUGACUUUAUACGUCAAUGCGUGAGGCACCAGCAACUCAAGGGAAAAGGUAUUUCCAAUGCUACGGCCACUCAGGCACCAAAACAAAUUACAUGGCGAACUCUCCCAUACGUUAAAAAUGUAUCUGAACUUGUCGAAAGACAAUUGAAAAAGUACCAGAUACACGUAGCACACCAACCGGCAACUACCUUACGCACACAGCUUGUGCACCCUAAGGACAGGGUCGGCUACCUUGAAAGAAAAGGUGUCGUCUACAAAAUCCCGUGUUCUAGUUGUGAUGCCGUUUAUUGUGGCCAAACUGGGAAAUCUGUCUCAACCCGUAUACACGAGCAUCAGUUAGCGGUGAAGAGACGCGACCAUCUAUCCCAGGUGGCCAUGCACACACUAGACACUGGGCAUAAAUUCGCAUGGAAGAACACUCGCACUGUUGGCGCCUGCCAAUCAAGAAUAGGCCGCGAAUUCCUGGAAGCAAUGCACUCAGAUGAGGCAUGCAUCAACCGGCAUAUCGAUUUAGAUGCCGCAUACAAAAUCGUUAAGGACAGAUUCAAACUGAGUCAGCCAAUCCCGAGAUGGCAACCUUAACCAAUCAUGGACUCCUUUAGCUAGACUCAGUCUAAAAGUUAAUUGUUUUUGCACACCCGUUGUCUGAAGACGAGCUGGGGAACCAGUCUCGAAAAUUCACAAUAAAAUUUUGCUGUUUCCCGAAGAACUUCACCUUUCUAAUUAUAUUUCUUGGGAUGCCUGUUUUUCAAUACAUACAUAAUAUAAAAAAGCCAGUGUCCCAUGUAAACUGAUGUCUGCAUUCAUUUUAUGUUGUAGUUUCUUAAUGUUGUUGUAAUUUUUUCGAUUUUCAUGUACAAAUAUGGAGUUCAAAAGUGUAAGCCUUUUCUCCUCAAAUGCACUUAAUUCUGAACGGAUCGCCAACACCAUGCCCUCCGCUCCUAUCACCCCACUUCUCUGUUUGACUACAGAACUGCUAAUUUGACGCCGCACUCUUACAGGCUUUGCUGAUAACCUCCUGCAAGAGACCGAAGGCUUAGACUAAUACACGUACUGUCCCAAUCAUCGCGCACAAAUCUUCUUUGUUAAGUUAAACUGCGAAGUGUGGUGCCAGUUUUGUACUACUGGGGCUGUCAGUCAACGGCAGUUAGUUGCAUUGCAAUUUCGCCUCAUGGCAUGUACUUAUCAUGAUUGUUAUGCUGGUUUUUAGUAUUCCCCGCCCGAAUUUAGGCUUUUUUACGCAGUUAUGGGGGCCGAGUUCCUCCUACUUAAGUGCGUGUCUUUUGUCUUGCGAGCGAGCGUUAUGCUUAUUAAUACCUCACAUUAAGCGUGCCUAGACUGACGUAGACCAAUUCAAACUCCGGAGUGAUUAAUGGAAUUUACACUCGAACUAGUGUUUUGAAAUCUCCACAAGGUGCGCCAGGUUUUAUGGAGUUUCUUAUAGUCUUCGUAAGCCCAUUUAUUGCUUUUAUUUCCUGUGGAAGUCUUGCUUGUAACACGCUCGGCAUAUCUGAGCUCUGGUGUGGUUGCUUUCUUUUUUUUGAAAUGCCUCUAAGCCCGUCGGAUGUCCUCCCGUCUGGGCAAUACUCUGCUUUUCUGCGAACAAGCUCGCUACUCCUGCACUAUCUACAUAGUUAACCUUCGUUAUCCAUUGACGGCGACCAACUGUUCACUUUAAUACUUUGACUCUGAGUCCGUAAGCCUAGCUGCUGCCUACCCGGCGUGUUCAUAGGUGGAGGAUAGUAGAACAGCCUUCAGCGAAGGUUAGGUGCGAACUAAGCACACUUUCGAAUCUGGCGAAUCAAGAUUCGCGGAUACGCCGACCACUUUCAAAAGUCCUGCAAAGUCCAAUUACCCCAUGGCGGCCGCAAAGUGCCGCCACAUAAAUGUGCCUGCCACCGCUGCCCUGUAUUUCGUUCUUGAACCAAAGCGUUAGAUGAGACAAAUAAUCGGAUCGUCGGUUGAGGACCCGUCUGUACUCAUAAUUCUCAAAAAACCAUGAAAAUAUAUCCGAAUAUAGUAUUACGACCCAUGCUCUGGCGUCCGCGCGAACCGACACACUCCGCAACUCUUGUCCAGUGGUGCGGGCGAAUAGUAUACGAGCUGGACUACUCAAUCCGGAACGGACCCUAAGUAUUAGCUGCUAGGAUGUGCAAACUUUUCUAAACCCUGAUGCCUAAAGUCUGACGGCGCACAGUCUCAAUCAGUACAAUGUGGGUGUCUGCCGCCUGUCUGAAUUCCGAACUCCCGAUUCUGGCGCUCGGUAGAUGAAAAUCCCGGGAAUCAACUCACACUUCAUCCUGUGCCACAGUGGCCUAAACGACUCGUCUGGUAAAGACGAUGUGGCGAUCACCUUCUUGCAUCAAGCGAACCGUGGACUACUUGCUUGGGAACCAGUCAGUGACCGCAUGGCCUAUGUGCGUCCAAGGGUUACUUUACGAAAAUAACUGUCGUCUCUAUGUAAGCAUCAAUUUCAGCCUCCGAACAGCGCGGCAAACACAUUGUCUACUCACAACCUCAGCCGUUAGUUUAAAAACUUCCUCGCCGUGAUGUGCUGAUUGUUGCCGUGAACUGGAGUGGCCGGACUGGACCUGGCGACUUCAAACAGCAAACUUAUUGACUGCUUUGUACUUAAUCCGCGAUGCGACAAUGGCAGCCAAUGAUGAAAUUUGCUCGAUAUAAUCGAAUAUUUGUUACCAGCACGUGCCUCCUCCAUUACCACAAACAUCUGCUGACUUAGUACUCAAAAACGGUCAUACGGCCGGUCAGGUCGAUUACAUUAUAAUCAGCUCAAGGUUCUGCAGCUGGGUUCACGAUAACAGAUCGAUGUGCGGUACCGAAACUGGCAAUGCUCGUGGGUCGGACUAUGUUCUCAUCCGCACACGCUUGAAAGUGAAUCUCUCAUCUGCACCCAAAACGCCGGCUUUUCUCAAGCCUUCGAAAGUGUCUAUGGGCCCGACACGACAUCCAUCGCCACGGAGAUUCAGAUGUUCCGUGCAUUCGUCCGGUCAGUCAUCCUGUGCGAUUGUGGAUGCCGGGCUGUGCGCGUGGAAGGUGGGCGAAAGUUUGAGGUAUUUGACUACCGCUGCUUGAAGACAAUCAUCCGAAUAAAGUACACUGACUUCGUCUCAAAUGAGACAGUCUGCAGUCGCUACGACAACAUCUCAAUGAUAUCUCGGGUCAUUCAAGAAGGACAACCUCAGUGGCAUGAACACGUUCUUCGUCGUCUGCCUCAAAAGCUCGGCGUUGCUGCCCUUGGAAUGACACCGUUAUCCACUCGGAGAUGUCGAAAAGGAAGUCAUAUCAAAGCUGGCCCGACAGUUUGUCAGGACACAGAGACGGUUCCCAGACCUUCGGUAUUUGGUCUGUGUCGCUGGCGAAGACAAUGGGUUGAGCUGUCCAGAUCAGUUGCUGUGGAUCGUGAGGCAUGGAGGGGUACAGUCCAUGACAUCAUCGAGGCCGGCUAGAUCAAACAUAAUCACAGCCGUAUCAAGUAACAAGUAAAUACAUUGUACGACUUCGCUCAUGCCUGAUCUAUCCUGACUAAAAUUUCAUGAUUCUUCUUGGAAAUAUUCGGUAUGAGCGGGUCUUCAACAGCUCUCCGGACUUCUUUUUCGAAACUCCAGCGUUUUGGCUUAUCGGGACUUAACCGAAAAGCACUAAUGAAGAGAAUCCGUUCAAUUGCGGUUGACGGUAGCCAUGUUGAAGGGGCGUUAUCCGGCCAUUCCAUAGGGCAGUUCGUGUGCCAUACCUCAUUACUAUGUGUUCUGCAGCUAUCCUUCACCGAAGGCUGUUCCACCAUCCACCAUCAUUAGAAGCGCAGGGUGACCGACAAGAAAGCUAACGGAUGGACUCUUUCCUGUCCACCUGGCUUACUGUGACUCCAGGGUCUGCCAUGUUGAUAAACUCCGUCUUUCACGCAGUUUGCAGCUGCUAAAACAACACUUGAACAAAUGCUGUGGGCGACUGCAAGGCCACCACUUUCCAUCAUUUACGCGCGCUUGGUACCGGUGAGGCGGAAUUCGCGCGAUCACGUUAGAAUAUCGACCAUGACAUAGGAGAAGCUGACAGGCUCGCCAGUGGCUAGAACUGUCACGAGUCCAAGUUAGUCGGAAAGUAGAACUGGAAGGUUGUAAGAUGUAUUCGAAAGUGACUCGGGUUUGCCACCGCACCAGCUGAGGUUUCGAGCCAGUGGUGUGUAACUCUGCCGUUUUAAGGGCUCUAUGAGUAAUUUUCUAUUCAGCUACUGAGAAAUAACCUCGGUGACUUCCUGCAUGCCAUCUCAAUUGAUUCUUCCACAGCUGAAUGCUGCGGAGAUCUUUCAGUUUCGUCCCGCGUUUAUGAGUGAGCACAAAAUACACCUAAGUAUGCAUACGGCUAAGGUGUCAGUUCGUCCAUGAUUUGCAGUGAAGUCUUAAUGGUGACUCACGUGAAUAGGAUUAUAGUGAAGUAGACAUUUCGUAUACAUCGCACUCGUUACGCGCCCUCCAUGUUCGAAUGGGCACAGAAAGCCGACAUGACUAACGCUUGUUGUGGGACUGCGGCCGAAUUCAACUCUAAGCAUUCCAUAUACGUGUUAGUUCCUACACGCACGCGAAGCACACUUAAGCACCCAAAAACCACAUUGAGACGGAGUCAUAGUAAUAAGACCCGCAUUCCGUAGAAGGGCCAAUUUAGCCCAUCAGCUUCAGUUUGCAUACUUUUUCUAACCACCAGCUUCUGACUCCGUCAAAAACGAGAGGUCUGGGCGAGCAGACUUGUGGUCACAAACAUUUUUUCAGGAAACAGUUGUCGCAAUCAUACGUGUCACUGUACUUUCUUAAGAUUCCAUCAGAUCUUUCUGAAACGUUCCGUCAGCGUAGGUCUUCAAAAUCUUGUUUUGAAUUUUAUUAACUUUCACCUCUCUCUCCACACUACUGUACUCCGAGGUCUUCAUGCACUACCAAAUCCCAUCACUGAUCGUGUAUAACUGCCUAUGUCUUAGUCGGACAAUUUUCCUCCCUCAAAAACUUACUGGCCCAAUUCUAGAUACUCAAGGAAGUGCGGGAGGGUUUCAUUAUUUUAGAACCUCUUUCCCCAAUUUAGUGCCUUCCCAUGUUUUUAUUUAUUUUUGAAAUGUGUAUUCAUAUACGAGGUACUGGAUGAGACUGUGGCAGCUUAAGAUUACGUUCUUUGUACCACUCGACUUUGGAUUGUUGCCCAGAUAUCUCGUUGCCUCUAAUACCAAGGGGUUAAAGGGAGUAGUUUCCGCAUUAAUUAGUCCGGUUGCACAGUACGAGUUCUAGAAAAGUCCUGAGAACAGGAAAACGACACCUUCAACCAUGAAUUAUAGUCAGAAUCUCUAGCGUUGUCACACAUUUGACUAGUAUCUGGUCGUGGGCACGGUUGCAGCCUCAAGAAAUGCCCUUUUUUCUAACUAACCUGUGUCGUAGUUUGCCAUUUGAUCACCGGGAAGAAUGGACGCGACCUCUUUUUUACCAUGCUUUUUGUGCUUAUUCAAUCUUUGCUCUUCUCUCCCUGGUUAUCGAAAAUGCAAAUCAUAAUUUCGCUUGGCGAAAACUAAACUAGUCUGUGUUUUUUGUAGAUGUACUCCACCGGCCGCGGCGGAUUUAAGCAGCUUCUCCACCCUUAUUAUAUUGUGAACAUAUUUCUUAGUUUUGCCUUCCCUUGUUGCAAAACUCUUCCUGGGUUAUGUGAAAUUCUCUUCAAUGACUGCACUUUGGACUUCCAAGAAUACGAAAUCAUAAUUUUCUUGGCAAGUUUCAUCACCAUCCGCAAUAAGCGACAAUUUUCCAUCACAGAUUAUGUCGCUCACUUCUGCAUGUACACCAAGUUAUGCAAUCUUUUCAUGUUUUGGCGUCAGAGCGUGACCUUCGCCUGUCUCUAUGGCAUUUUAUGGAUCCUCCAGUCUGCCUUCCUCUUCCAACCUGUGUACAAGGGUCCAGAGUCAGUCUUAUACUUUCGUCCGCAGACGUUUGAUGAGGUUGUGAGGCAUGGCGACCCUCGUGUCACUUGGAUUAUAGCCUUCUACACUGCCUGGUCGCCGGCCUGUAACGCGCUAGCUCCAAUAUUUUCCGAGCUCUCUCACAAUUAUGCGCUACCCUUCUUGAAGUUUGGCAAGGUCGAUGUGACUCGUUCACCCGAGCUAGCUCAUGCCUGCAACGUCGACAAUUCGACCUGGUCGAAACAGCUGCCCACGAUAAUCAUGUUCAGGGGAGGGAAGGAGAUAGAUCGCCGCCCGGGAAUCAGUUUGAAAACGAAGACACCGAUGAAAUUUGCCUUUUGCUGGGACAGCAUCAUAUCUGCCUUCUCCCUAAAUGACCUGUAUUCCCAGUGCAAAGGCCUUGGUUCGGAAAAGAAGGCGGGAGGAAGCGCACAAUCGCAAAAAAAGACCGAGUAG
Molecule: messenger RNA, 9467 nt
Organism: Spirometra erinaceieuropaei
Lineage: Eukaryota; Metazoa; Platyhelminthes; Cestoda; Diphyllobothriidea; Diphyllobothriidae
Source: the annotation of a GenBank genome assembly